Messenger RNA from Scedosporium apiospermum, 1230 nucleotides. RefSeq lists its product as uncharacterized. Bases 1 to 1230 code for a protein of 409 amino acids. NCBI's taxonomy places the organism in Eukaryota, Fungi, Ascomycota, Sordariomycetes, Microascales, Microascaceae. The transcript is spliced from 2 exons. The record is from RefSeq and is a predicted model, not a curated record. Gene Ontology annotation, biological process: aromatic amino acid biosynthetic process. Gene Ontology annotation, molecular function: 3-deoxy-7-phosphoheptulonate synthase activity.
AUGGAAUCUGACAAAACCAUUCACAGGGGGGAAUGGACUCCGACAUCAUGGCGGCUCAUGCCAAUUCAUAUGCAGCAAGUCAUAUACGAAGACGAAGUGUUCUUGAAGCAGGUCUUGGCCAGGUUGUCAGAACUCCCGGGCCUGGUGUCGCCAGAGCAAAUCGAAGCAGCCAGGAAGCACUACGCGGAGGCUGCUCGAGGCGAAUCGUUCAUCCUCAUCGGAGGCGACUGCGCUGAGAGCUUCGACGACACCAAGGAUCAUAUAAUCGCUCAGAAGAUGGAUCUCCUUAAUUACCAGGCCCAUCAUAUCGAGUUCGUGACUGGCCUCCCUGUGCAUAUCACAGCUAGAUUGGCAGGGCAGUAUGCCAAGCCGAGAUCUCAGCCGAUGGAGGCAUUACCGGAUGGUCGUCUGGUUCAUGCUUUCCGCGGACACAACAUCAACGGGCCUGGACUAUCCGAGCGUCAUGAGGCUCUUCUCCUCCCUUUAGAAUCAUCCUUAACCAAAGGCGGGUACAACACCUCAGCAACAUUCCUCUGGGUCGGCGAACGGACUCGCCAGCUAGACGGCGCCCACCUCGAGUACCUCCGCGGUCUCAAAAAUCCCAUCGGCGUCAAGAUCGGACCGAACACAACUCCUGUUGAAGUGCUGACCCUUCUCGAACUCCUCUGCGAAGACAACCCCAGUGAGCCUGGCCGCGUCACAUUGAUUUUCCGAUUUGGCGCGGAUAAAGUGAGCGCUGUCCUGCCUCCCAUUCUCCAAGCCGUCAAGAAUAGUCAGUUCAACCCUGUGUGGAUGUGUGACCCGUGUCAUGGCAACACAAUCUCCCGAAAUGGAGUCAAAACGCGAAGCAUGGCUACUAUGCUCGGGGAGGUGAAGCAGGUGGUUGCUACGCUUGCGGCGCAUGGGAUGCACCUCGGUGGCCUCCACAUUGAACAGACGGGAGAGGAGGACGUUUUGGAGUGUGUGGAAACGGACGGUUUUGGCGAGGAUGUCAAGCUUGGUGAGAACUAUAAGAGUCUGUGUGAUCCUCGCCUCUCCGGUGCACAGGCGCGGACCUUUGUGGCACGUGUGGCCGAGAUGCUCGUGGCUGUUGAAAGGCCCAACUUGAAGGCCGGUGCAAAGAAGAAGCAAUCGGUCCUUCAGAUUGCGGCGUUUGCUCCUUCACUCACCUGGGAUGUCUUCGGAGCUCGGCUUCCGAAUAUACUUGGCUUUGGAAAGACAUAUUCAUGA